CGCUGCCUCGGCUUUCCCGCGAGGUGAGAUCUUCCUCCCUUUUGGGAGACUUGCGAGGAGACCUGCAUUUUCUCUCCCGCCACCGCGAAGGUUAAGAGCCCGUUGAAUAGAGACGUCAGAGGAGAUUAAGUGGACCUUGCACAACUCCUCGGACCUCGCCAGCCUCCCCUUUGGGGAGGGAGACCACAUUUGAGCAUCUCACUGGGGUGCGGGGAUGGAAGAACCCACCUUGCAGCUUUUCUGCAGUGUGGUUUGCCCGAUCUCCUCCCAGGAAUGAAGAGGAGACUUCUGAUAACCUGAUGAAGUCCUCAGAGCCUAAUGGCAGGAAGAUAUCACAGGACAUAAAACUAACGAUCGUUUGGGAGGCCACCCAGGUUUCCGGAUGUAGUUGGACGAGCGUGAAAGAGAUGCCCUUUUUAAAAAGCACAACACUCCUGUGAAAGGAGAAACAUUGAGUUUAUUCUUUUUUUUUUUUUUUUUUGGCCAAGAUUUUGAAAACGGUUCGAUGUCUUGUACAUUUGGUGUAAGAUGAGAACUUUAUAAAGUAUUCCGUCCGAGAGCCUAAACGAUGACUACCCCAGCCCUGCUGCCCCUGUCUGGACGCCGGAUUCCACCUCUGAACCUGGGGCCGCCCUCCUUCCCACAUCACAGGGCCACCUUGAGACUUUCCGAGAAGUUUAUCCUUCUCCUUAUUCUUAGUGCCUUCAUCACCCUGUGUUUUGGGGCAUUUUUCUUCCUUCCAGACUCUUCCAAACACAAACGCUUUGACCUGGGUUUAGAAGAUGUGUUAAUUCCUCACGUAGAUGCUGGCAAAGGGGCUAAAAACCCUGGAGUCUUCCUGAUCCAUGGACCUGAUGAACAUAGACACAGGGAAGAAGAAGAACGUUUGAGAAAUAAAAUUCGAGCAGACCAUGAGAAGGCCCUGGAAGAAGCAAAAGAAAAAUUAAGGAAGUCAAAAGAGGAAAUACGUGCAGAAAUUCAGACAGAGAAAAACAAGGUAGCUCAAGAAAUGAAGAUAAAAGAGAACAAGCCUCUGCCACCAGUCCCUAUUCCAAACCUUGUAGGAAUCAGUGGUGGAGAACCAGAAGAUAGUGACAUAAGAAAGAAAAGGGAAAAAAUUAAAGAGAUGAUGAAACAUGCCUGGGAUAAUUAUAGGACAUAUGGAUGGGGUCAUAACGAACUCAGACCUAUUGCAAGGAAAGGACACUCCACUAACAUAUUUGGAAGUUCCCAGAUGGGUGCUACUAUAGUAGAUGCUUUGGAUACCCUUUAUAUCAUGGGACUUCAUGAUGAAUUUCUAGAUGGACAAAGAUGGAUUGAAGACAACCUUGAUUUCAGUGUGAAUUCAGAAGUAUCUGUGUUUGAAGUUAACAUUCGAUUUAUUGGAGGCCUGCUUGCAGCAUAUUACCUUUCAGGAGAAGAGAUAUUCAAGAUUAAAGCAGUACAGUUGGCUGAGAAACUCCUACCUGCUUUUAACACACCUACUGGGAUUCCCUGGGCCAUGGUGAAUCUGAAAAGUGGAGUAGGGCGAAACUGGGGCUGGGCAUCUGCAGGUAGCAGUAUUCUGGCUGAAUUUGGUACACUACAUAUGGAAUUUGUCCACCUCAGCUACUUGACCGGGGACCUGGUUUACUAUAAAAAGGUCAUGCAUAUUCGGAAACUACUUCAGCAAAUGGAUCGUCCAAAUGGCCUUUAUCCAAAUUAUUUGAACCCAAGAACAGGGCGCUGGGGUCAGUAUCAUACAUCAGUUGGUGGUCUGGGCGACAGUUUCUAUGAAUACUUACUGAAAGCUUGGUUGAUGUCAGAUAAAACAGAUCAUGAAGCAAGGAAGAUGUAUGAUGAUGCUAUUGAGGCUAUAGAAAAACACCUUAUUAAGAAGUCCCGGGGUGGUCUUAUCUUUAUUGGAGAAUGGAAGAAUGGACACUUGGAAAAGAAGAUGGGACAUUUGGCUUGCUUUGCUGGGGGAAUGUUUGCACUAGGAGCAGAUGGUUCCAGAAAGGAUAAAGCUGGUCAUUAUUUAGAGUUAGGGGCAGAAAUUGCACGUACAUGUCAUGAGUCUUAUGACAGAACUGCAUUAAAGCUAGGUCCUGAAUCAUUCAAGUUUGAUGGUGCAGUGGAGGCUGUGGCUGUCCGACAGGCUGAAAAGUAUUAUAUCCUCCGUCCAGAAGUAAUUGAAACCUAUUGGUACCUAUGGCGAUUUACUCAUGAUCCAAGAUACAGGCAGUGGGGCUGGGAAGCAGCACUGGCUAUUGAAAAGUACUGCCGGGUCAGUGGUGGAUUUUCUGGAGUCAAGGAUGUAUAUUCCUCUACUCCUACACAUGAUGAUGUACAGCAGAGCUUCUUUCUUGCUGAAACAUUAAAAUAUUUGUAUCUGCUCUUUUCUGGUGAUGACCUUUUACCUUUAGACCACUGGGUGUUUAACACAGAAGCUCACCCUCUGCCUGUGUUACAUUUAGCCAACAUCACACUUUCAGGUAAUCCUGCUGUUCGAUGAAAGCAGCUCCAGAAGGAACAGUCUUACCUGUGUUUUGUUUACAUGGACCACUACAGAAACUAGCUUGGAGAGGCGGCUUUUGAAAAUCUGGACCUCUAAGUCAACAUGACAGGGUGAAACUUCCCCACAAGACUUUUCAACUUGUAGAUAUAUCAACUUUGAAAUUAUUCCAUUUUAUACCUGACCAAAACAUGUUCUGGUACAUGUAGGACAGAGACCUGAUGUGCUUUGAUUCUUAAUGAGAUGGUCACACAAGAAGCAAUGCCCAUUACUGCUAUAUUACAAGAGCAAGCCAAGGACAUAGAGCACCUUGCAGGAAUUAGAGAUGGCUUUUGGAACCAAUUAUAUAAUUUGUUUCCUCUCACAGUGGAGCAGCUUUCAAAUCAGAUAUUUACACAUUGAUUAUCCCUUUUUCUCCAUUUUAAUAAUGGAAUAAACUAAGAUAAACAAAAACAAAAGAACAGUGUAACUGCAUCAGUAGCAAGAAGACUCAAAAAAGAAACAGAAGUACCUAUCCCUGUCUGAAUUUUGAAGUUCCCCAUUGGAUGAACAGACUGGCAACCAUUUCAAUCCCAAUGUUUUCAUUGAAAUUUCUUGGUUAAAUUUAAUUUUUCCUGGGGCAUGAUCUCACAAAGAAUACUCUUCAAGUCUUUUUCUCUAUCUGGUAUCACUGAAAUUGCUAUUUAUCAUAACCACUACUUAUGAGCCUGGGUUUGGGAUUUUGUGCAUGUAGUUCAGUCUAGUGUUGGUAGCAUGACAAAAAGAGAUGGAAGUGCCAGUGUGUUGCCUUGACACCUGUUCUUAGAGAAAUUUUUGGUUUUGUUGGUAAGAAAUUAUUCUUCUAAACCAACACAUCUACCAACUAAAUUUUAUUCACUUUAAUCUCAGAGUCAGUCAGCUUACAACUUUACGUGGCUUGACAAAAUUCACUCUAAUAUUAUGCAGCUCUGAAUUUGCUAUGUUACUUUUACAAUUUAGAAAAACAAAAACAAAACACAGUGAAACUCCUUAAAUGUUCUAUCAGGAAUGGGGACAGGGGACCCUUUAUUUAUUAUUUCAUCAAAUGAGUGAGCUGUUCACAAAUAUUUUUGUUUUUUUAGUUUUUCCAAGAAUAUUUAUAGACUCCAAAGAGUUAAUCAGAAUAACUUCAAAAUAAUUUUUGGUGAAAAGAGUGUAAUUAGUCAUAUUACACUGAAAUUGGGAUAUAUCUAAAGGUCUUUCUUUUACUAUUAGUAGAUUUUGCAUUGAUUUAAAAAAAACUAUUUCUUUAUAUAUUGGCAGAAGAAACAAAUUUUAUCAAGAAUUAUAUAGUAUAAGGUAAAUACUAAUACUUAUAAAUUUUCUGUCCCUUGAAUUUCUGUGACAGUGCAAGACACUUUUUUCCUCUUGAUUUUAUAUAUUUUCCACUGACAUUAAUAAAAGUUGGAAACAAUAUUAUUAGUAUUUACUCUGAAUUUGAAUAUUUUAUGAAACAAGUUUGUACAGGAAGUCCACCUUGGAAUUCUGAAAGCUUAUUCCUUAUUUAGUAGCUUGACUUUUUAACCCUCUAAUUAGCAUGUAGUAUAUUUAAAUUGGGAAAAAAUUUAAUAAAUUAAUUAAACAUUUUCUAAGGGUGAUCAUUUUAUACCACAAUCAUCAGACAAUCCUCAUAGUUCAGCCAAUGAUUCAUAAAUGAUAGCCAUUCCAAAAUUGUUUAGUGUACAUAGAAAAUAAGGAUGUAGAGCCAGUUAUAUUAAGUUUCUAAGAGGGUUAAAUUUAUUAUCUUUUACUAUUUGAAAACUUAAAAGUUCUUGCAAAGGGUAGAUGACGUAAUUUUAGAAGAGAAAGGGAGUAUUUGAUUCUCAGAAAAAAUUAGCCUUCCUCCUAAAAUUAGCACAAGCCCACUUAUGAGUCACUGAAAAAAAGUAAAAAUCUUGAGUUGGCAAAGACCCCGCAUAUGUGUGCAGAUAGCAGCAAUCUCCCCUGCCCCUCCCCCUUCUUUCUAGAAGAGUGCAGAGUAAAGGGACCAUGCUGACUCCCUAGGUACUCCUCACCAGAGAAGACAGAACCCCUAACCCAAGUGCCCUAUAUUACUUGGAUGACUGGAGUUUAAGAGAAGGCAAGGAAGUGUAUAAGCAGAGCCAGUUCCGUUACAAAGAAUUUGAGAGGGACCAUGGAAGGGUCUUCUUCUCCACUCCCUACCUUCUUUGUGAUGAUAAGUCUAGAGCUUACAACAGUGCUUUUUCUUCUCUGAAUACCAAAGGCAAUUAAAGUCAGAUACAAAUGA
Molecule: messenger RNA, 4760 nt
Organism: Marmota flaviventris (yellow-bellied marmot)
Lineage: Eukaryota; Metazoa; Chordata; Mammalia; Rodentia; Sciuridae
Source: RefSeq, a predicted model, not a curated record